Porites lobata is the source of this 7854-nucleotide messenger RNA. Lineage: Eukaryota; Metazoa; Cnidaria; Anthozoa; Scleractinia; Poritidae. The record is from the annotation of a GenBank genome assembly.
AUGCUCUACAACAAUGAAAGAAAGGAGUGGGAACAUUCGGGUGGCUCAUCAGGAAUCUCCAGAGUCCAUGUUUACCAUCAUCCCAUCAACAACACAUAUAGAAUAGUUGGCAGAAAAGUCCAAGAUCAUGCGGUAUGUUUCCAACUGGUUUAUGGUAAUAGUUUUUUUUGUGACAAAUUACUACUUGCUAGAGUGUGAAUUCUGUCUUGAAGUCAUAUUUGGCUUCAUUCAUCAAGAUUUUUUACGUAUUAAAAAUGCUGAUAACAAUUUGUGUAAUUUUUGUGACGUUUUUGGCCUGGUGAGGGUGUGGAUGGGUUGUCCUGUGGACACCCUGUUUUAGGAUUAAAAAAUGAUAUUUUUACAUCUUGGUUUUAGAGCUGUUGGCUUUAUUGAGAGUUGAGGAAGAGUUGAGAGAGAGAGAGUUUUUUUGGCCAAUUUGGAAAUUUAGAUUCUUCAAAUUUUCAACAUUUGCUGGGUUAAAGGUUAAUAAUAACUUUAAUAAUAACUUUAUUUCUAUAGCGCUCUUAUCCUAUGUUCAAGGCGGUUUGCUUCCAGACCUAUGUCCAUGCCUUCCUGGCAUUGCUUAUGGACACCCACUUACAAUUUCCAGGUCUACAGUUGUACUAUCUUGUGUUACAGGUGGUUAUAAACUGUGCAUUAAUAAAAGGAUUAAAAUACAAUGAAGCAACACCAACUUUUCACCAGUGGAGAGACCAAAGACAAGUUUAUGGUUUGAAUUUUCCAAGCAAAGAGGAUGCUCAAGUUUUUGGCCAUGCUGUGUUUUCAGCUUUGGAAAAUCUCAAAGGUGGGGGUUAGUUAUAAAAUUAUAAAAGUAUUAUAAUAAUUGUAAUAUUUUAUCUAUCUAAAAAGCUGCUAUAAGAGUAUCAAAUAAACGUUUCUGAAUGAGUAGGAAAUAAUUUUGACAGUAGUACAUGCUUAAUUAGAAUACCAGAUAGAUGUAAGUGUCUGUGUGCUGCCCACAGGCAGGUCCUUCCUCAUGAGUCUCGAUCCAAGGUGCGUCUACUCUUGACUGCUACCUAAGGUCUGCCAUCCUUCACUCAAUCCAGCGUUCCUUCUCGACGCCUUCCUGUUGGCCUCUUUCUUAUUAUUCGCCCCUCAACAACCGAUGGGACAAGAUUGCCAUGCUGUAGGUUAUGACCAAGCCAGACUCUGUCUUCUCUUGAUAACAAAUAUGAUGGCCCUAUCGAUCUUCACUGAAUUGCCUCAAUACUUCAUUAUAGACUUUUUCAGACCAAGAAAUGUUUAUGGCCUUCCUCCAAAGCCACAUCUCACAGCUCUUCAGCCUUCAAACAUCCUCUAUUAGAUACCUGACAAAUUUUCCUUGGGCAAUUAAGGCAUGAGACUUUUACCCCGACAGUAAGAGGAUUGACAGUGUUUGUAGAGGGCCAGAUCAUUUUAGAAAAACUCUUAAGAUUUCAGAAGUCAUCUAUGAGAGUUACUAAGCUCAGUUCAACAAAAUGAUUAUGCAUACUGACCUCUUUUCUUCUCUCACAUUAAUUUGAGUUUAUUUUACUUGAUGGGUUUUCAAACAAGAGUCAGUUAAGGCUGUAAUGGCCCAAGAUUCUCUUCCACGGUUGAGAAAUUGGUCUGCAAACGUGAGCUGGCUUGCAAUCAAAAUGUAUGUCUGCAGGAGUGAAACUCCUGCCUUAAUGAUAAGAUUUCGCAAGUAUUCAAAUUGUUGAUGGUAUGUGAUCAGUGGCAUUUUGGUAACUGAUUUUUGUAUUUACUUUAGGCAUGGCUCCUCAACCACAACCAAUUAUUCAACAACAACAUUAUGCACCAUCAUCUCAUAUGAGCAAUGGUAGAAAUGAACCGGAAGAGAUACCCUCGCAUCACCGGGACCAGCCACAGUAUGAUGCUUAUGACCAGUAUUCCCGUGGAAGGGUACCAUCUGCUGGACCAGAGCGGACCUACCACAAUCAGUAUGACAUGCAGCGUGACAGGCAAAGCCCUAUUGUAAGUUUUAACUUUUUAUCAUUUAUGACAUUAAGUCUCAAAAAUUUUUUCAUGCUAGUGAUGGAAGGUCAGGUCCCUACUAGUUGAGGUGUAUGUAUCAUUUGACACACAAAAUGUUUGUUUUUAGCCCAGUGCAGUUUCCUUGUCAACUUCUCCUGGACCACAGCCAGUCGUCACACAGUCAAGUAAGUUAUCACGUGAACUAUUUAUAAUAAAUCCCAUUUUAAACAUUGGGCUGAUUUCCUUAGUAUUAAUGGAUCCUUAUACCUGCAUGUGAAAGUGUGCUAUUCAAUUUGGUGACUGGAAUUUCCAGUUUCCUUAUACAAAUAAACAAUAUACCUUCCUAGCUUCUGUCUUAAUUAAAUAUUGAUCUUAGCACUUGCUACUCUUUGAUGAUCUCACCAACAGCUGCCCCCCCUGCACCACCUGCACCUCCAGUUCCGGCAGCACCACCAGCUCCUCCAGCCCCGCCUGCUCCGCCCGCUGCACCCCCUCUGCCAGUAGGAGGUGGACCUCCUGCUCCACCUCCACCCCCAGCAGUUCAAAGUGGGGGAGGUGGGUCUUUGGCUGAUCAGAUUGCUGCAGCAAAACUUAAGAAGGCUUCAAAGGUAAUAUUUUUAGGUUCUCAUGUCAAACAGAUUUACAACAUUUGGGAGCAUAAGAGUGGAUUCAUUUGUCACUUAAUAAUAAAUGCAACAAAAGAUCUUGCAUAUGCAGCUCUCAAGAGUUUUUAUAACAUGAUUGGUCAAUUACCCAUUACUUUUUGCCCGUGGAAAAAUAUGUACGGAAGCUAGUGUGUGCUCAAAGCUCUAAAUGUCACUUUCUUUGUGACUGCAUCAUAGUUCAAGGUUUGUGUCUUAAUGCUUAGGGAAUGUUUACAAAAACGAUUACGCUUCUUUUGUCAAACUCUUGCCUGCAACCUUAACUGACAUAACUUGAUGGUUGCACACUCCAUGUUUGAUGUGUAUUCAAAACAGGCAGCAUUAGUACGAAUUCCUCUGACGUAUUCUCACACAUUCAUAAUACUAAUAGCUUCAGUGAAGCAAUACUGUAAAGGUGCACAGGAAAUUCAACUUGUGUGAUGAUAUCUCAAAUUCUUGUGACCUUUCUGGUUGACUAAGCACACAUCAUGUACGUGUAAAUACAAUAUUAAGGAGAAAUUUGCAGCUGAUCUUCACUGAGGGUUAAAGGGUUGAAGAUUGCUUACUUUGCAGACAAAUCAUUUGGUACAGAAAAAUAUUUUAAUGGAUAUCAUGAAAAGUGAAAGGGUGUAAGAGGUUGAAAGAGCAUUUAUUCAUCUCUAGGCUGAGAAUGAAGGUUUCAGAAGUGACAGAGCCAAUUCAGCAAGUCGUGGGGGUGGAAAGAAUAUGGGAGGUGGUAUGGACAUGAUGGCGGAAAUGGCAAGGAAGCUAGCGGCAAGGUCUGUUCCAUGAUUUGACUUCUACCUUGUUUUAAUAGCAGAUGUGAUACAAGCAAGGGACAAGGGGUCUUAACCCCCUUGAACCUUCCUCUGAUUAUAACCCUUAUUAGCAAUACUCCAAGAGGCUUGACGUGCCACCAGACACUAGCGUAAGUUGCCACUGUGUUACUCCCAUGGCUGAUAGCUGUGCCUCUAGCCUCCUCCUUGUAAAGGUCAGAAUUUUAUUUUCAUAGUUCAUGAUUUGACUUACCCUAAAGUAUUGUUAGAGGAAAGUCUUAAGUUACUUCAAGCUGAUAAGCACUGAUGUGUAUUUUUUUAGAAAAGCCAAAGAAGAAGGAAGAGACGUAGAGGUAAGAGUGGUUUGGUCCUGAUAGUUAGUGUUACUUAUUCAUGUUUUUACCUGUGAGCUACAAUAAUGAUGAUUCAGCUGUGUUCGACUGAUUUUUCUUGUAAUUCUUCACUCUAGCCCAUUAAAGAAGAAGAAAGGCCCGAAAGAACUGGUAAGUAUUAGUUAACUCUUAGUUUGUUGGCAUAUUUGUAGACAAGAAAUUGUGUCAGUUUGAGGAAGAAAGAGCCCUUUUUCAACUGAUGGUGACAGUUGUUUUUGUCUUUUUUAAGGUCCACGCAUAAACACUAGCAAUCCACCUUCAACUCCUGCAUUUGGGAAUGGCAAUUCCAAAGCCAAUUUCCUGACACCAGCCAAGCCAUCAAGUAAUAAUGGAGUCAGGUAAGAACAUAAGUGUUCCAUAACAAUGACAAUUCUACUCUUUGGAAGGUCAGUUAAGCAAGUGCACUGUUUUAGGACAUGGCAAGCAGGGUCCCAUGGGUGCCAAUACCAAUUUCUUACUCCAUAGGUAUAGCAUAGCUUAUUUUCUAUGGAAUGGAAUCUUGCACCUUUUUCCGAUGGUACGUCAAGUAUAAGGAAAGGUAUACUGUCCUUACAUGAUGUAGUGCAGAAACUCAAGAAAGAUUGAUCAGUAACAAGAUCACUGCUGUUGAGUCAUUCCUCAUUUGCAGAGAAAUCACUCAAACAACUGCUUCAAAUCAUUGUUUUGUUGCAGGAAAUCAAGCAAGAGUGAAUCACCAUUAAGUAAUGAUCAGUUGGAGGAAUUGAAAACAGUAAGAGUCCCUAAUUAGAGCUUGUCUCUUUCUUGCCUCUUAUCCUCUUUUUUUACCUGAUUGAUUUGUUAGUUUUGCUGAGAUGUUGCUGUAAAUUCUGUAAUAGUCAUUUAAGAAAAAGUCUGAACAUAAAUUAAUCUUUUCUAAAUAUUAUAAAUAUUGAUCUUCUGUAUAAUGCCAAUAGCAAACAGACAAACUCAACGGUUUUCUGGUCGUGUUAGUGUGUGAUUGAGGUGGUAUUUUUUCAAUGGGUUCCUCGUAUCCGUACCCACAUAGUUCUCAAUCCUAAAAUAUUUUUUAGUUAGUCUUUGAAAAUCAGGAAAUAAGCAUAUGUACAUUAAGACUGUGAUUAGCCAAUUAAGACAUUAACUUUCUCAGGAUUAGCGCAACUCUCUAUUUUUUGUGUUGAUUCAUCAAAAACCACUGAAAACAUUAUUGCAACACCGUUGUAUCAGCAAGAGAGUUCCGGACUGUAAUUCAUAAAUUGCGCGAGUUUGCCUUUAGGUUACCCUUUGAGAGAAGUGUUCCUGUGAAUUGGUAGGAAUGCCACUUUAGGAAGUGCUAUCCCAUUUUAUAAAAUAACUAAGGUAGUGCGCGCGUUCUGAUUGGUUAAAACCUAUGGUUUAUUGUGCCGGUAAACUCAUAGAAAACUUAAAGUUGUUUUAUAAAAGCUUUCUAUGGGUUUACCGGCGUGAUACCUCACUUGGAAUGUUGGGAGAACACUUGUAAAUCACAAGCCUUCGGCUCGUUAUUUACAAGCCUUUCUCGUGUUCUCCCAACAUUCCAAGUGGGGUAUCACGCCGGUAAACCUAUAGAAAGUGUGGUCUAUUGCUUAAGUAGAGCUCGUUUUACUUGUGUAGUUAUAUAUUUUGUCCCACCGUAAAAUCUAAAAGUUUGCUGACAAACCAAGUGGCUAGAUGGUUGGUUUUUAAGGGUGGAAAUCUGAUUAAUCCUCUUCAAUUUUUUUUUCAGGAAUUAUUGGCUGAAUUUAGACAAGAAUUAGAUGCAGCAAAAAGAGAAAUAAUUGAAAGUAAGUCUGUAUGACUGAAACCACUUCAUGACUGUGACCUUUUGCGUUCCAUAUCCAACAGUAUGGACCUUAAGAUCCAAGGACGGUGACGCUGGCGAAAGAGUCGCUUAAAAGUGAAGUCUCGCUGUUUUCAAUCUUCAUAGCGAGUAUUCCAUCUCACUUUUUCAAAUGUAGGCGAACUCUCCUGGAGUUGAAUUCCUAAGAUUCCUUUUUCUAAUUCAUGAAAUUAGACAUUUUCACUUCGAUGUCGUGCAGUGACAGUAAACAACUGGACAAGAAAGUUGUUGUUUUACUUGUAAACCUAUUGCUUUUUGACAUUUUCGUUGCCGUCGCCAUCGUCGGAUCAUAGGUCUCAACUAGUGUAGAGCUUCUUGUUAUUUGCGUCUUGUAGAAAUAUUUAAAUCGUUUUGUCAACCAUUGAAUUGCUACAACACAGGGACCAUACCAAUGGCAUACCUUCUAUAACGGGUCAAAAAUGGCCUACUGGUAUCCACAUCUGCUCUGUUGUCGAUGAGUCAGAUGGAGUGAUCAGAUAGUUUGCAACUAGCCCGGCCAAACGGGAAACAAAAAUGACCGAUUGCCAGUUGAUUGUCGAAAGUAGUCCCGUGAGUGCUACGCUUUUAAGUUAGGCGAUUGUCUGAAAAAUCUCUCCUUAACCAAUCCAAAAAACGUGUUUUGUGUCGCUCGUGCUCGCCCUUUUUCCCGCCCUUCCGCCAGCCACAAAUAGCUUUGGUAUCUGAUUGGUUCAUUUGAAUAUCUACGGUUGUCAUGAUUGGCCAUAGAAUUAGGCCCUUUGCAACUAAAUAGACACAUGGUGCAAAAACAACUUGCUCAAGGUCCAGCAAAGAAAAUGGACCUUAAAAGAAAGAAAAUUAUUUUUUGUAAAUUAUGUAAUUUCUUUGUCUCUCUUGCGCUGUUAAAGCGCACAGGGUCUACAAAUUGGUUUUAGUUUGCUCACUUAGAAGGAGCUCUAAGAUAACAAAGUAUUUACUUUUCUUUCAGCUUUGAGACAGGAAAUCUCACGAAUUCGGUGAAUCAAUUCUACAGCUCCCUGAGGAACAAUUGAAUUGGGGGAAGCCUCUGAUUAAUGGAGUGAACUGAGAAGAUUAUUGCCUACUCCUACGUUGAUAACUAUAUGAAAGAUAAAAUUUCACAAACGAGACCUCUGGACGGAAGUCUUAUGGGUGAAAAUGUAACGUAGAGCAAAAAUUUUGGUAUUUUUUCGCUCGGUGCGCGGAAAGCCAUCUUAAUUAGUCAGGGACAAUUAUAUGUGUAAAAUAGCAUGAGGCACUCUUUGUGGCUCUCAGAUAAUGCCUGAUUAAGAUAAUACGUGUUAAUUGCUAAGAAAACCGUGGGCAACAGACUACAUCUGAGAUAUUUAUUGAGUCGCGGAUAGGGUCGGGUCAAAUACAAGCAGGACAAGACAGGAAUCUGGACAUAUACGCUUAGUGUAUUCAAGCAUAAACACGAGCAACACCAGUUCGUAGACGCAGUUACCUGCUAAUUGUUCCCGUUCCUCGCCCAUGAAUGAAAACGGGUCUUUCCUGUGUUUGCGUUUGUUGUUUGAGCUUAGCCUUCGCCGUACUUAUUUUUAUAAUACUUUGUUAUAAUGCAAAUGAGCAAUAACAAUAGAUUUUGCUCAUUAGCGUUAGGUUUGGGACUUGUGAAGCUCGACGGUUGACCUGGGCUUUAGCCUGCAAACGGAGACGUAUUUCCGGUAGUCGUUUAUCUCCACCCGAGAACCCGAGUUCACCCGAGUAGAGUGGAAAGAAGCGACGACCGGAAAUACGUCUGGGGUCGCAGGCUACCCGGGCCUUGGCAACCACGGCGACGACAGCAGUGUGAAACGUGCUAGUUAAGUAUCUUUCCGUUUUUAAAACUUCAUGGCGACUAUUGUAUCUUUCUCAAUUUGUCAAGUGUAGCCGAAUUCUCUGGAAUCAAAGACCGCACCUUAGUUCAAAAGGAGAAUUGAAAUUUCUUUGUUGUGCAGCCACGUUCUCUAUAAAAUGUCGCAUUACCUGAUUAGGAAAUUUUACGUAUACCUUUUGCAGAGGUUUGUCGCAGGCUAAGAGGACGGUAAAGAAAUGCACCAGUGCACGUGUAGAGUUGUUGUUUUGCUGAUUGAAUCUAUUGUAUUUAUAAUGUUUUCAUUGUCGUCGCCGUUGUUCAAGUUCCCUCCCUUUAAGGCGGCAGUUUAGGCCCCGUCCACACGUAUCCGGAGAUUUUUGUAUCCGCAAAUUUUUUUAUACGGAUACAAAAAUAUCUGCGUCCACACGUAGCGUAUACGAAUCGUAUACGACCGUCCACA